This is a messenger RNA of Amphibalanus amphitrite, 1202 nucleotides long. Its product is annotated as probable 39S ribosomal protein L24, mitochondrial. Gene Ontology annotation, molecular function: structural constituent of ribosome; RNA binding. The transcript is spliced from 4 exons. Lineage: Eukaryota; Metazoa; Arthropoda; Thecostraca; Balanomorpha; Balanidae. The record is from RefSeq and is a predicted model, not a curated record. Gene Ontology annotation, biological process: translation. Gene Ontology annotation, cellular component: mitochondrion; ribosome. Bases 251 to 1006 code for a protein of 251 amino acids.
AUUUGUGAAGUAGCUUUUUGAGACAUAACCUGCGCUAGAGUUGCACUAGAGCUCGUAAAAGCGUUCAGUGGUAAAAGGCCUUGGGUAAUAAAAGAUGGUAAAAGUGGUAAAAGUCUUUUUGACGUUUUUAUCAAAGAUAGGUACCGUGAUAUGAUCUAGAGUUUCUGGUGGUUUCUUUUGGAUUUAGACCUAACUGCUAAAUUCAGAUAGUUUUCAAUCUUUCAUUUACAUUGAAAGUACCUAGUAGAAGAUGAGGCUGACGCAAAGUCUUCUUUCGUCCGUGGGAAAGAUGACAAAGCUCUACAGUAAUUUACCAGAAUCCUACAUCAAAAGAGCAAUGGAAAAGGGCAAGGUGGGCUGGAAGACCCCGCGGGCGGUGCAGUACCAGCCGAAGGAGAUUAAGAAGAAGCACUACCGGUUCACAAUGAACCGUCCUUGGACGGACGAGUUCGCCCGCCAGAACCAGGUGUCCAGGAAGAAGGUGUACGUGAAGCCCAUCCCGAAAUGGAGCUACUUCCGCGGCGACAUGGUGGAGGUGCUGGUCGGGAAGGACAAGGGCAAACAGGGCACCGUCAGCCAGGUGAUCGAGGAGCGCAACUGGGUGGUGGUCGAGGGCCUCAACGCCCACUACCGACUGGUGGGUAAGACGGCCCAGUACCCGGGCACCAUGAUCGCCUCCGAGGCGCCGCUACUCGUCGACGACCAGGUGGCGCUGCUCGAUCCCGCCGACAAUAAGCCGUGCACUAUCGAGUGGCGCUACAACGAGUCGGGGGAGCGGGUUCGCGUCUCCACCCGGUCCGGUCGCAUCAUCCCGACUCCCACCCAGGCCGAGGAGACCUACGACUACAAGACGGCGGCCACCUACCGCGAGAGUGAGCGAGAUACCAAGGAGGACGACCUCACCAUCAUCUCCUUCAAACCCCAGCUGAGCACGUUCGAAAUGGAUGUGGCAGAGAGUAUGGGCAUUGAGCUGGGCCCCCCGCCGGCCGAAACACACUGGUAUUAGUUGGUGGGCGAUCAAGGACGCUCGGGUUUGUGUGUGUGCGUGUGAGGGUGCGGAUGUGUGGGUGAGGAACUGGUCUCUGUUUGGGCGUGGGUGGUUGUAGUAGUUACUGCUCAGAGUUGGAAUCAUGUGAGCAAUUUUGCCGUUAUGAUGAUGUCUGUGUCACUGAUGAAUGCAAUAUAGUGUCGUCUAUUUGUAA